AUGCAACGAUAUCAGCCUGAAAAUUUUUUAACUCUUAAUUCAAAAAAAUCUUCAACAAAUAAAAAUACUUUUAACAAUUUAAUUACUAUGAAAGCAACAAUUAUUGGAUUAUUUUUCUUGUGUCAAUUCAUUGUUAAUUCUGCAGCUCCAAUUCCGCGAAGUAGGUAUAACAACUACCCAGCUGUUGAUUUAUCCGAUCUCGAGUGGCCUGAAGCGCAACCUAUCCAACUACUCAACGAAAACGGAGUUGUGAGUGUUGUGGAAUGCUAUACCGAACUUGAUGCUUCAUUUAUUAACUCAAACUUAAUCUACAGACUAAACAAUACUGCUGAAGUUCGUGACCGCUCCUGCGUUGUGCGUCUUCCAACGCAUAUGAUUUUGACUAUUAUUGAUAUUAAAACUCAUGAUGAUAAUAGUUAUGUAACAGUAAUGGCAGGUUCAUCAAAAAUUAUUAUGCCGUUAUCCAUCAACCAUAUACGCUCUGCAGAAAAGCAAAGAUUUGGACCCUACCACAUACCCUGCGAAAAAUCCUAUUUAAUCUUCAACACAAACCAGCUCUCGUUAGAGUGGGUUGAAUUUAAAUUGGAGCCAGAACAACCCGAAGACAUGGAAGAUAAUGAAGAAAAAAUUUGUUCAGAUCAAGGGCUUAAUCUAGUGGAGAUUGAAUAUAAUAAUGAGAAUAGGGAUGCAAGCAAUGAAUCGGGUUCAAUAGAUUCAAAGAGAAGAUGAAGGAAAUUGUUUUGAAUGUCGGAAAUUUUAUUUUUAAAACUUUUUUCUCCAUAUUAGUUUGUAAUUUUAUAUUAGAAUCUGUACUAUCCUCCUCUUGAGUAUCUAAUUUAGG
Messenger RNA from Meloidogyne enterolobii, 841 nucleotides. Lineage: Eukaryota; Metazoa; Nematoda; Chromadorea; Rhabditida; Meloidogynidae. The record is from the annotation of a GenBank genome assembly.